CAAGGAUUUGGACACGGCGUUCCAAUGCUGCUUUACAAUUCAGAAUUAUAGCGGUAAGAAAGAGAUUGUUUUUUGUUUUACAUAUGAAAUUUUUUUUCCCCUAUGAGAUAUUGGCACAUCUAAAAGCGUGCUGAUUAGUCAAAAGACACGUAUAGCGGACCUUAACGACGCGUAUAUAAAGGAAGCGUUGAUCGUGAGCAAAAGUAAGACACAUCUAGAACGCAAUUAGCAUCAUGGCCGUCUCUUUCCGUCUGUCGACUCUCUGCUUUUUCUUCGUGCUCGUAGCACUCGCGUCAAGUGCCCAGACGUCAUCUAAAGAGGAUUCUUCGUCCAGCAAGGAAGAUCCUUUGUCAGGUGAAAAACAGUCUGAAGAAGAAGCGAGUUGCGAAGAGGAUUUAACUACACCGAGUACGACUGUAACGUCUACGACUGUACCGUCUACGACUGUACCGACUACGACUGUACCGACUACGACUGUACCGUCUACGACUGUACCGACUACGACUGUACCGACUACGACUGUACCGACUACGACUGUACCGACUACGACUGUACCGUCUACGACUGUACCGCCUACGACAAAAUCAACUGUGAAGCCUGAACCGACGCCGUUUAAUUGCCAAUCCAAGACCAACGGGAACUACAUUAAUCCCGCCGACUGCACGAGUUACAUCGCCUGCUCCAACGGAUACACAUACGUCAUGCCGUGUCCUGUUGGUUUGGUGUACAACGAAAAUGGCUAUUGCGACUACGUCUAUAACGUGCCCCGCUGCAUGUAAGUUUUUGGUUUAACUUUCAAUUGUAGUUUAUUUCAACCGCAUUAUAAACAUCCAAGUAAUGAAUUGUAAUCCAAUUAAAUUUUAUCACGCAUUUUUAUUUUGAAAUUCAAAUUAUUUUGAUUUAUUACUUGACAAUAACGCCAUAAUACACGUGACCAGCAAUAAUUUCAAGUCAA
Messenger RNA from Daphnia carinata, 955 nucleotides. Its product is annotated as chondroitin proteoglycan 1-like. The transcript is spliced from 3 exons. NCBI's taxonomy places the organism in Eukaryota, Metazoa, Arthropoda, Branchiopoda, Diplostraca, Daphniidae. Gene Ontology annotation, cellular component: extracellular region. The record is from RefSeq and is a predicted model, not a curated record. Gene Ontology annotation, molecular function: chitin binding. The coding region runs from base 234 to 779 and encodes 181 amino acids.